GCCUGAAGUCAGAGAGAAGAAUGCAGCUGUCCGAAGUCAUCCAUUUCUAAAGUAUUUACGGUUGCGUUGGUUGGCAUUUUACAUCCGUUCAUUUCUCUGGGCACUCACUUGGCCUCUCUGCUCUAAUCGAACAUCUUCUCAAUCCUCAUCUUCCUCAGCAAUCAUGAGUGAUGUCUUCGAAGGAUACGAGCGCCAGUACUGCGAACUCUCUGCAAAUCUCUCCCGUAAAUGCAACUCCACUUCUCUUCUUUCCGAUGGAGAGGAGAAGAAGGUGAAGAUCUCCGAGAUAAAAUCUGGACUGGAUGAUUGUGAUGUGUUGAUUCGGAAAAUGGACCUUGAGGCGAGAAGUCUACAGCCGAAUGUGAAGGCUAUGCUUCUUGCCAAAUUAAGGGAAUAUAAGUCUGAUCUGAAUAAGUUGAAGAGGGAGUUUAAGAGAAUAACGUCUGGUAAUGCUGAUCAGGCUGCCCGUGAAGAUUUGUUAGAGGCCGGAAUGGCCGAUGCAAACGCGGUUUCUGCAGAUCAGAGAGAGAGAUUGUCUAUGUCAGUAGAGAGACUAAACCAGUCUGGUGACAGGAUUAAGGAGAGUAGAAGAACAAUGCUGGAGACAGAAGAGCUUGGUGUUUCAAUUCUUGAAGAUUUGCAUCAGCAGCGCCAAACUCUCCUACAUGCUCAUAAUAAGCUUCAUGGAGUAGAUGAUGCCAUUGACAAAAGUAAGAAAGUCUUGUCAUCGAUGUCAAGAAGAAUAACCAGAAACAAGUGGAUUGUUGGCUCAGUGAUCGCUGCUCUUGUGCUCGCAAUUAUCUUUAUUAUCUCAUUCAAGGUUUCUCAUCACUAAAAAACACUUUGAAUUGUUUGGCAUGGAAACGGCAUGGACCGAAGUUUCCGUGUUCCAGAAACAUUUCCAACGUGCAAACGGUGUAAGACGACAGAGAAACAUAUCUAGGCUGUGUUCGAAAAUAGAGGAAGGUGGACACAAGAAACGCAUUUCUUGAAGGAAAAAAAAAAAAAAAAUGGCAGGGCCAAUGUCGUAGACGGAAGAAGACAGAAAGAAGAAGAAUAAGAAGGAAUGCACACGUAAAUGAAACUUUUAAGAAUUGUGACUGCUUUUUUUUUUCUAUAUUUAAUCACAUAUUUAAUAAAAAAAUAAUUUAUAAA
Messenger RNA from Hevea brasiliensis (rubber tree), 1155 nucleotides. RefSeq names its product vesicle transport v-SNARE 12. Lineage: Eukaryota; Viridiplantae; Streptophyta; Magnoliopsida; Malpighiales; Euphorbiaceae. Bases 164 to 835 code for a protein of 223 amino acids. Gene Ontology annotation, cellular component: SNARE complex; late endosome membrane; Golgi apparatus. Gene Ontology annotation, biological process: vesicle fusion; intracellular protein transport; vesicle-mediated transport. Gene Ontology annotation, molecular function: SNARE binding; SNAP receptor activity. The transcript has 6 exons. The record is from RefSeq and is a predicted model, not a curated record.